Messenger RNA from Colletotrichum lupini, 4431 nucleotides. RefSeq names its product cystathionine gamma-synthase. NCBI's taxonomy places the organism in Eukaryota, Fungi, Ascomycota, Sordariomycetes, Glomerellales, Glomerellaceae. Gene Ontology annotation, molecular function: cystathionine gamma-synthase activity; pyridoxal phosphate binding. The record is from RefSeq and is a predicted model, not a curated record. The transcript has 12 exons. Gene Ontology annotation, biological process: transsulfuration. The coding region runs from base 1 to 4431 and encodes 1476 amino acids.
AUGACUCCCUACUUUGACGUCUCCCAUCUUCCCUCCUCAACGUCCUUCUACUCCGCCAUUUUUCAAUCUCUGGGCAUCCACUAUAUAUCUACGGAUUCCCAGACCGCUCCCCCGGACGCCAACGCCAGCGCCAACGAAGGCGCCGACACCGACUCCAAGACGGCCAUCACCACUUCAGGUCCUGGCAGACUUCCCAGCACCGUCACAUACGGUAUACUGUCCCCGCUCACCCCCAUUUUCCAGAUCCGCGAGGCCCGCAAUUCCAGCGAGCCCCUGAAGCUCUCUCGCGCCGUCUUUUCUGCUCCCUCCCCCACCGCUGUCACUGACUUCCACGCCUUUGCCGUCCGGGCCAAUCCGAACCUGCUGUCCAGCGUCCCGGCUGAUCACUUCACUCGUCCCGCUUUAAUCACUCAAAGUGGCGAUAUCCACCGGGCUACUGUGACCGACUUGGACGGUAACACCAUGGAAGUUGUAUAUCAACCCCCUCCCAACUAUCCUCCCUCCUACGCUGGCUCUACUGUUCGAAAGACACAGUCUACCACGGAGGAGGCUGGCCGUAUUCUGGAUUGGAAUUACGACGUUGCAGCAUCCGAGCCCCCCCCGCCGCCUUCUGUUUCCGGUUCCGCUACUGCCGGGACCUUUUCAUCAGUCUUCGCCAUGGCCGCUCGCUCUGGGUCAUUUCCCGGUAACGAACCUCCUUACACAAUGCUUCGUCGAAGCGUCACCACCUCGGUCAUCGAAUCGCCAACCAAAAGAGACGAAAUCCCAUCUCAGCCCUCUCCAUCCAGCGGUGGCAUCGCUACAAACACCCUUGUCGGAAGUCUUUUAGGUGCAGCUGUUGGUGCCGCCGCCGGCGCUGCCGUCACCUACGGAAUGAUGCGCAAGGAACGUGCACGAGCUCCGCGCCAGGAGUUCGAUGGCUCCGGAGCCGCCCCUCCGUUUCAACGCCGUUCCACCUUCCCCGAUCAAUAUACCGAUCCGCAGGCCGGACGUUAUGUCGAAGUCGAGAGGACCGUCGAGAAGAUCCGGUACCCAGAGGCUUACCCGGCACUAUCGGACAACCGAGCACCUCCCCAGUACAUGGCCAAGUACAGCCAGGUCGGCGCUCGAAGCCGUGCCGCAGAUGACCUGUACGACGACACCCGCAGCCGGCACUCGUCUCGCUAUCAGCUCGAAAGAGGCAGCAGUGUUCGUUCUCGCAGCCAAGCCGCCGUUCCCCGAACCGCCCCCCUUAUGCUCACUGAUUACGAGCACCAAAGUAACGCAGGCUCAAGACACAGCAUGGCCAGCAGGUCGGCCGUGCCCCGCACCAUCGUUGACGAUGCCGGAACCUACGUCUCAGCCCGAAGCGGGAGGUCUCAAUCCACCAUCCGUCCGCCCCCGCCCACUGUUGAGACGAUAUUGAGCGGGCGGAGUCAAGCACCUAGCCGUGCACCCAGUCGCGCGCCGACUAUGGCCCCCAGCCUCGUCCCGAGCCGCGCACCCACCAAGGCGCCGAGCAUGGCGCCGAGCAGGGCGCCGAGCAGGGCGCCUAGCAGGCCUCCGACUGUUGUGCGUAGCAGAGCUCCUACUGUGGCACCCAGCCGAGCCCCGAGCAUGGCACCCACUCAGGCGGCGCCGGCUACUGUUGUCCCUAGCAAGGCACCCAGCAGAGCACCGAGCAGAGCUCCAACCAGAGCUCCAAGUAGAGCUCCAACGGCGGUUCGAAACACUCAACCCGUCUUCGCCUACCCCCCUGCCACGCGAGCACCGACCUAUGUGUCGGCACGCGGCCCUCCUCCGCCAAAGAGCCGCAUUGACAGUGGUCGUAGUGCCUGGGAAGAUGACGCCAUCAGCGUAGCACCAAGUGAUAGUAUCAGCUGUAUCGGCAGCAAGACCAGCAGGCCUAUCGGGGCUGGCAAGACCUCCAAUGUCGAGCGACUCAAAAUUAUCAACAGAUUACUCGGCCGCACAGAACGAGCACGGAUACGGAUGCAUGGCAUGGCAGUUGUUCUAUUUACAAAGGAUGAUGACGACCAGAUGAGGCUGAAGCCGGGGCAAUACGGAAAUGAUUAUACUAGAAAAGCUCUUCACAAGGCUGAUCUCGCUGACAUGGGCUUCCACGGAGGUCUACCAAGCUGGACCAAAGCUAUGGACUGUUUGGUUAUCACCGUCACCAAUAGUAUUAUCCGAUAUCUUAACGCUAUGCCCAAAUUCACUUACCUUACUUUCAAGAAGUUCAAAUAUUUGGGCUUUGGGUCUGAGGUCCUAGAGACGAAUAAAAUGCCCCUCGCGGGGCAUCACUCCGAUCCUCGGCGCCCCGCAUGCCACGGCAUAGACCAACAAUUACCAGUCACAGACUCUCAAUCCCACUCAAGUGCCGGCAAACCGGGGACAUGGACACUGGAGGUAAAUCUGAUGAGAUUCGCAAUUGACAGCAUAUUUUCAUCGACAACUACUGGGCAGGGCCACCAUUUUCAAUACCUUGUACCCAUUUUAGACUACUUGAAAUCUCAAUCAACGACGCAUAAAAGCCCACACCACAUCACCUCGGUGAAAUACAGAGCAAUUCACGUAGAUAAAAAGCACAAGUCAAGAUUGUCACAAUGCCCGCUCUGGAAUUGGGACAGUCCAUCCCGCCAGACACUGCUCAUGUACGCCGAAGCCACUUCCAUGUGGUUCCCUUUCCUUGUUCAGAGCCAUGCAGUGAGCGUUCAGCUUCCUACGUGGAAGGCAAAUGUCGGCUAUGAAGAGGGAGAAUCAUGGGUCGUCGAUAAGAUGACCACCGGUUACCCCAGAUUCUUCAUUCAUAGGAGCAUUGUAGCCUUGGCUGAAGAUCUGAUUGCCCAACAUGGCCCUUCGGGUCAGAAAGCCAUGUUGUUUCCCACCCCUCGUAUUGCGAGAAGGUGCCUGGCCUUUGUAAAGAAACAUGCAGAUGCCUCAAUUUCUGCCGGUGCCACCGUCAUUGAUUUCGGGCUCGACAUGACCAAGGAUAUCUCACCGCUCCUGCGCUCCCUGUCACCCACUGUCUCUGCCGUGGUGUAUGCCCCCGAGGUAUUCCCCUUUGCCAAGCAGUACUGGCAGCAUACAGGAGACGGAAUCUCAAGCCGAAGAGCGGAAUUCUGUCAUGGUCUAUUGAAGGAGGGCCUCUUCGUUCCCGUGGCAAGGCCCAACUCCCCAGUGGGAAAAGCCCACAGAGGUCCGAAGAGAUACCAUCGCCCAUCUUCCAUCGACGACACCAAGACGGCUCACCACCCAGCAGCCAAGGUGAACCCCCAGAGUGCGUUUGAAACGCAAGAAAGCCUACGCUUUCUCGAGGAACGCUUUGGCCGUAACCUCGACCUGUCCCUCGUCGAGCGCGCCAGGUCGGCCAUUAAGCGUAGAAUUGCGGGCGCCAUGGCUGCCGACAUGGAGGCCAGCAUCAGCUCACUGCCUCCCAUGGGAGAAAACGCGAGAAACCAAAAGGACCUGCAAGAAAGCGACGUAUACUUGUUUCCAUGUGGCAUGAAUGCCAUCUACAACGCCCACCGGGCCAUGCUGCGCGCUAGGGGCGACCUCCAAUCUGUCAACUUUGGCUUCCCCUACGUCGAUACGCUCAAGAUCCUACAAAAGUUUGGUCCCGGCUGUCUCUUCUAUGGGCGCGCUUCAGAGGAUGAUCUUGACGAUCUCGAAAAGCGCCUAGAGAGUGGCGAGCGCUUCCUGGCGCUCUUUUGUGAAUUUCCCGGCAAUCCUCUCCUAACUUGCCCCAACUUGGCGCGGAUCCGUACCCUCGCAGACAAGUACGAUUUCGGCGUCGUUGUGGACGAGACCAUCGGCAGCUUCAUCAACAUUGACGUGCUACAAUACGCAGACAUAGUCGUAAGCAGUCUGACCAAGAUAUUCUCGGGCGACUGCAACGUCAUGGGCGGCAGUGCCAUCCUGAAUCCAAGCGGCAAGUACUAUCAGGCCCUGAAGGGUGCUUGGAUCGAGGAUCUGGAAGAUACGUACUGGCCAGAGGACGUCGUUUUCAUGGAGCGUAACAGCCGCGACUUUGCAUCGCGUAUUGAGCGCAUCAACGAGAGUUCCGAGACAAUUUGCGACAUCCUCUCGGCCCAUCCGCUGGUAAAAUGUGUUUACUACCCGAGAGUAAAUCCGACGAGAACCAACUACGAUCUCUGCAAAUUGCCUGGUGGGGGUUAUGGCGGGCUUCUGUCGGUCACGUUUCACAAGACGGCCCACGCCAUUGCCUUUUUCGACGCCAUUGAGACGGCUAAGGGCCCAAGUCUGGGUACGAACUUUACUCUGACAUCGCCUUAUGUACUGCUGGCCCAUUACCAAGAGCUCGACUGGGCCGCUGGUCUGGGUGUUGAUCCGGACCUCAUCCGCGUCAGUGUCGGCCUGGAGGAGAAGGAUGAGCUGCAAAAGAUUUUCACCAGUGCUCUUCGAGCAGUCGAAAAGUCACAAGAUGAUUGA